Malus domestica (apple) is the source of this 1730-nucleotide messenger RNA. RefSeq lists its product as uncharacterized. Lineage: Eukaryota; Viridiplantae; Streptophyta; Magnoliopsida; Rosales; Rosaceae. The record is from RefSeq and is a predicted model, not a curated record.
AAGUUUCAGAUAUUAUUUUUUCUUCUGGGUUUUUGCCUAGUUUAAUUAGUUUUUGUUUCACAUAAUUAAUUUUUUGUCCAUCUGCAUUGUAGCUACUUCUUGGUGGGUAGGAAGAUUAUACAGGUGUCUGCAUCUCAUGUGCUCUAAGCAUGUUACUGAAGAAAUCUAUGUAUUUGUGUAUGGUUAUCUGUCAAGCUGCAUAAUUCCUAGUUGUUUUUGUUUUUCUGAGGUGAGAUAUUUGGACUGGUUUUUGCCUCCCAGAUCUGUUUUAGUAUAAAGUUAGGCAAGUUAAUUAAAAAAGAUAGAAUCUUUAGCCUUAUUGGUUUUGCUUAGAAUUUGCUCUGUGCAAUUGCAGACUGCAAAAAAAGUAUGUUUUUCAACUUGGGUGAGUGGAUACUAGGGAAUGGAGUUCUAGUUUAGACUCUAGAGAGAGAGAGAGAGAGAGAGAGAGAGAGAGAGAUUUGUGAAUUUUGAGGAAGAUGAGAUCCAUAGAAGAUAAGGAGAUUUCUGGGGGUAGUGGUAUAAAUUUUGAGUUUCAGAAAGCAAAUGGAGCUAGCAGGACACCCCAUCACAGAACAGCUUUAGGCAAACCAACACCUUCCAAAUGGGAUGAUGCACAAAAAUGGCUGGUGGGAUUGUCCAGAGUAGCAGAAAAAAACCAGUCCAAAACAAAACCCAGAAAUUCAAAUGCUGAUGACUUGAGACUCAUAGCUCCUGUGCCACAGAAGGAGCAGGACUAUUCAGAUGGAGAAGAAGAACAUCACCAACAAGAAGAAGAAAAUGGCUUUCCUGGGUCAGCUAUGGCGAAUCAGUACGAUGUGGAGACGAAGAAAGUGGAUUGUGAUGAUUCAGUGUGGAGAAGCAGCAAAAAAUCUAUGGAGAACUCGACAGCGGCUACGAGAUCUAUAUGUUUGAGGGACAUGGGGACAGAAAUGACCCCUAUUGCAAGCCAGGAGCCUUCAAGAACUACCACCCCUAUCCGGGCCACAACCCCGGUGGCGCGCAGCCCUAUAUCUUCGGGGUCAUCCACGCCGGUGAGGCCAUGUCAGCAUGGGAUGCAAGGCACUCAUCAGGGGUAUCAAACAUCCACUGAUGGGGGGAGAAGUAGUCAUGAUCAGGCCAGUUCUUGUGGGAGAGGGAGCGGCACAGCGAAACGGUAUGUAGAAGAAUCAAAUGCUUGCAGGGACAUGGCUGAGAAUCCGAGUUCAGAUCAAGGUACAAAACCGAGUCCCUUGGAAACAAGGGCAAUGGCUUGGGAUGAAGCAGAACGUGCCAAAUAUAUGGCAAGGUACAAGCGUGAAGAGGUGAGAAUACAAGCCUGGGAAAAUCAUGAGAAGAGGAAAGCCGAGAUGGAAAUGCGAAAAAUGGAGGUGAAAGCGGAGAGAAUGAAAACUCGGGGUCAAGAAAAGUUAACGAAUAAACUCGCAGCAACAAGAAGAAUAGCCGAAGAAAAGAGGGCGAACGCUGAGGCCAAACUCAACGAAAAGGCUUUGAGGACUUCAGAAAAGGCAGAUUACAUAAGGAGGACUGGUCACUUGCCCUCUACUUUCUCUUUCAAGCUGCCUUCUCUUUGCUGGUAGCAAUCUCUUUAGUACAGUAACAUCUACCAUUUCUAUUUCUUUUUUUCUUUCCUGUCACUUGUUGAAUAUGUAAUCUGAACCCUGUAGAAUUUUAUCAUAUUUAUUUAUUUUUCUUAUAAUAAUUUGGUACUCCCCAAUUCACCAAUAUCA